This is a messenger RNA of Colletotrichum navitas, 1914 nucleotides long. RefSeq lists its product as uncharacterized. Gene Ontology annotation, cellular component: mitochondrial inner membrane; uniplex complex. The coding region runs from base 220 to 1623 and encodes 467 amino acids. The record is from RefSeq and is a predicted model, not a curated record. NCBI's taxonomy places the organism in Eukaryota, Fungi, Ascomycota, Sordariomycetes, Glomerellales, Glomerellaceae. Gene Ontology annotation, molecular function: uniporter activity; calcium channel activity. Gene Ontology annotation, biological process: calcium import into the mitochondrion; mitochondrial calcium ion homeostasis. The transcript is spliced from 3 exons.
CGGCCAUAGCACGUGAUGGCCACUACUGCCAUCGACGUCAUAAGCAUGAAUCCCUGCGACAGGGAAGCUCUCGGCAGGCACGAAUGCCAAUGCCUACUUCCUUCCGUGCAGUUUAUUAAUGUUCAUGACAAGUGGUUUUGAAAUGAUGUAAAUAUCUGUCUCUGUUGACUAAACCUUAACCCAAAAACCACGACUCAGUUGCAGCAACCCAACCCCAAAAUGAGCUACGCGUUCCGUCGCGUAUGCCUGCAACUGCCUGCCAGCUUCAGCCCUAAGUAUGGUCAUAUGCGUCAUGCUUUCCGCCCAGCCGGACUCGGCAUCGACACCCAGGCCCCGGUAACAGGACGCGCGUUCCAUUUCUCUGCAAUACGACGGGACGAUGCCGAAGAUGCCAAGGCCAAGAAGGCGAGCCAAUAUGACAUGAACAAGGAGGAGGACAAGGAGAAGUCCGAGCGGGAUGAGCUGAUUGCCCUGAGGAAACAAGAGGAGAGGCCAUGGCACCGAGCCGGUCACGAGGUCGAGCAGCGCGAAUCGUCUAAAGAUCCUACCAACGGUGACAAGACAAGAGGACGUCUGCUUACGACUCCAACGAGGUUAUUAAAGCUCAUCCUACCACUACCUUUCCAUGCAGAGCAGUCGCGAAUCACCCAGACGCCCAAGAAAGAUGAAGAAAAGGCUGAUAUUGCCCCCCUCGCUCUACUUGUUCAUCCCCAGCAGCCACUUUCCUACCUCGAACGGCUGCUCCAGGCCGAAAUCCCCCCCAUUGACGACGGCCGGCGCGAACGGAUCCCGAAAAUAUACUUCCGAGCAGAGGCUGAUCACCAAGAGUCCAAGCCGGACAGGCGCUCAUCGCAGAAGCAGGAGGGCAAUGUUGCCUCGUAUUCCGGUCUCGGCCACGAGGGCCCUAAGAGGGACCACGACGAAACGAACUGGGUGCGAUGGAGCGGCAGCACCGAGGUUGGUGACUUCAUCAGGGACGCCGCUCGUGGCCGGGAGUUCUCGAUUGGAAUCGAAGGGUACGACCAAGAGCUACGCGUAGCGGUGCCGAGUUUCAACGACAGAACAUACUACAUGCGCAUCCGAUUACGCAGAAUGUCUCGCCGCGUGGAAAAACUUGCCAAAAUUAAACAAGAAUGCGACUACCUCGCGCACCGCGGAGCCCAUCGCCUCGCACAGGGCGGUUUCGCCCUGCUGUCGGGCUGGUGGGGGGUGGUGUACUAUGUUACGUUUCAUACUGACUUCGGCUGGGACCUCGUCGAGCCGGUGACAUACCUCGCCGGACUGACGACCAUCAUGGGCGGUUACCUCGUCUCAAAAAGGCAGUCGGCACUUUACCACGAGCGAGGAUUCGACCAGGCGGCAUGGGACGCUCUUGUGCACGAGGCCAACUCGCUGCGUCGCGAGAUCAGAUUUGUAGCGACCGAGUACGACGUCGACUGGGACGAGACUAAGGAUCUCGGCGGCGAGGAGGUCCAGGAAGUACUCGACAAGGAGAAGAAGGGUUCGAGACGUAGAGGCGAAGAUGACGCUGAGGAAGACGAACGCGUAGAGCACCAGCGCAAGGACGACAAGAAGACGCCGCAGAAAUCGGAGGAGGGCAUCGACAGCAAUAAGGCAUCAUAGCGCUCUACCGCAUUCAUUUCACAAUGCGAUAAUAUUCAUUCCAUAGUACCUGCAUUCCGGGUAUCGCAGAAUGAGCAUACCCUGGAGCGUACACAUAGCGAAAGAGCGAUCGAUUUCAACUUUCAUUAACUUCGCAAUUGACCAGAACCUGGGGAACGAUGACUGAUACCAAACUCACAUGCGCUUUUUAUCUAGGCCAGAUACAAAAUUCAUAACCUGUCAUCAACAGACCAUCUAGUCAUCUGAACGGACUCUCCGCGGAGUGCCCGCCCGGCAUGCGCCGAUGAGAUG